UACCUAUAUAAAGGAAGUAAAGGGCUCCUAGCAAAUUCAAAAAUUACAAUCCUUUCUCUCUUUAAUAUAGAUGGCAACUUCAUGGUUUUCAGUGUUGCUUUUGGUUUCCAUUGUUUUUAGUUGUUUCUUGGCUGCAUCAGCUGGUGAUUUUUACCAAGAGUUUGAUCUGACAUGGGGUGACAAACGUGCUGAGAUACUCAGUGGUGGGAGGCUUCUUACACUUAGUCUCGAUAAGGCCUCUGGUUCAGGUUUCAGGUCUAAAAGAGAGUACUUGUUUGGAAGAAUCGACAUGCAAAUCAAGCUUGUCUCUGGCAACUCUGCCGGCACUGUUACUGCUUUCUAUCUGUCUUCAGAAGGGCCAAACCACGAUGAGAUAGACUUUGAAUUCUUAGGUAACUUAAGUGGAGACCCAUACAUUGUGCACACUAAUGUCUACUCCCAAGGUAAAGGUGACAGGGAACAACAAUUCUACCUAUGGUUCGACCCAACAAAGAAUUUCCACACCUAUUCAAUUAUCUGGAGCCCGCAACGCAUUACUUUCAUUGUGGACAACAUUCCGAUCAGAGUAUUCAACAAUGAAGAAUCCAUUGGAGUUCCCUUCCCCAAAAACCAGCCGAUGAAGGUAUACUCAAGCCUGUGGGAUGCAGAUGAAUGGGCGACAAGAGGCGGGCUGGUGAAAACCGAUUGGUCGAAAGCUCCUUUCAAGGCGUAUUAUAGGAAUUUUAAUGCCUGCUCAUGGAACUCCGUCGGAACCGAUGUUUGGCGAACUCAGGCACUGGAUGCUACUGGAAGAAGAUGGCUCCGAUGGGCACAGAAAUACCACAUGGUUUACAAUUAUUGUGCUGAUUUGAAGCGAUUUCCUCAUGGUCGUCCCCGCGAGUGUAGGCGCUCUAGGUUCCUUUAACCGCCCAAGAAUGUUGCUUCAAUCUAGGAUUUAAUUUUGUCUAUUACUAUUGUAAAUUUGUCCUGUUUAUGGUUUAAAUUUGGAAUUCAAUCAUUUUAUUUUUUAUUUGGAAAAUAAA
Molecule: messenger RNA, 1022 nt
Organism: Gossypium arboreum
Lineage: Eukaryota; Viridiplantae; Streptophyta; Magnoliopsida; Malvales; Malvaceae
Product: xyloglucan endotransglucosylase protein 1-like
Exons: 3
Coding region: 71-904 (277 amino acids)
Biological process (GO): cell wall biogenesis; xyloglucan metabolic process
Cellular component (GO): cell wall; apoplast
Molecular function (GO): xyloglucan:xyloglucosyl transferase activity; hydrolase activity, hydrolyzing O-glycosyl compounds
Source: RefSeq, a predicted model, not a curated record